CAUUAAUGACAAGACACACUUCCUGUGGCCAACUUUUAGCCUGGAGCCAAGAACCUUCCAGAAGCAGUUCACGCGCCUAGCUGCUCCACCAGCUCUCGCGAGACUUGCUGUUAGAGGCGUUGCCACCAAGCGAGCGCAUGCGCAGUUUCGGUUUAAGAUGGCCAGCAUCCCGGCUCUUGCGGCAAUGACUCCCAUCAGGUUGCUGGUGCAGCCAACGCAGAGGCCAGAGGGCCGCACCUAUGCAGACUACGGGUCCGUGAACGAAUGCAUGGAAGGCAUCUGUAAGAUGUACGAGGAGCACCUGAAGAGGUUGAACCCCCUCAGCCAGUCCAUCACCUAUGGCGUCAGCCAGCUGUUCGAGUUCAUCGACCGUCUGGUCGACCUCAGCUGCCUGGUGUUCCGUGAAGACACCCAGACGUACAAGCCUCACAGCCGAGAGUGGGUCAAAGAGAGGAUCUAUAUGCUUCUCAGUCAGCAGGCACAGCGAGACGCCUCAGAGUGAUGGUCUAGAGGGUCCUGGGACCACAGGGAACAUUUCUGAUCGAAGCUGCGGGAUCAAGCUGUAGCGAUGAGCCAUUUUCCGUGAAAGGCUGCCCCUAAC
This is a messenger RNA of Apodemus sylvaticus (European woodmouse), 601 nucleotides long. RefSeq names its product enhancer of rudimentary homolog. The record is from RefSeq and is a predicted model, not a curated record. Lineage: Eukaryota; Metazoa; Chordata; Mammalia; Rodentia; Muridae. Bases 158 to 502 code for a protein of 114 amino acids. The transcript is spliced from 2 exons.